CCAGGGCGAAUUUCUCUCGUAUUAUGCCGUCACGCGUGAGGAUUUCCACUUAGAGGAGCCAUCUGUGGGGCUGGGGGUAAGGGAAUGGACCUCCAUGACGAUGUCGAGCGAUGCAUACUGGAUGCAGAGUGAACUAACUGGCGGUGCGCCUUGGGAUGUGGAUGCGAACAUACAGCCCGAAUCUGGUGCAGACUCGACUACUCCCAAGAAACAAUGGAUCAGCGACACCAAUAGUCGGAGGAGCAGCGCAUUAUCGCACAUGCGUCAGGUAAAGACGCCCAUUUUGAUUCUGCACGGUGAGAACGAUGUGCGGGUGCCCAUAGCACAGGCCAUUGCGUUCUAUCGCGCAUGUGUCUGUAACAAGGUGUCGGUGGAGAUGGUGACGUAUCCUCGAGAAGGGCAUUUUAUUGUGGAAAGGAGAGAUCUUUGGGAUAUGUGGGAGCGCUUGAGGAGGUGUUGUGAUCGGUAUUUACGGUGACCGAGACCUGUCGAGAUAUUGAUCUAGGGGAAUACAUUCAUGGUAGAAGGGUCUGGAGUGUUAGGUACAUAAUCUGAUGUCUGAUUCA
Aspergillus ibericus CBS 121593 is the source of this 566-nucleotide messenger RNA. Its product is annotated as alpha/beta hydrolase family protein. Gene Ontology annotation, molecular function: serine-type endopeptidase activity. NCBI's taxonomy places the organism in Eukaryota, Fungi, Ascomycota, Eurotiomycetes, Eurotiales, Aspergillaceae. The coding region runs from base 95 to 478 and encodes 127 amino acids. Gene Ontology annotation, biological process: proteolysis. The record is from RefSeq and is a predicted model, not a curated record. The transcript has a single exon.